GGACCUUGAUUGUCGCAGCAAAACGUGGCCGUUGGGCAUCAAACAAACAUCCGUCAAUAUAGGGCUUGUUUCAAUAUCCCUUGGGUGAUUGCGGGAUCUCGUGCAGUACCCAAUAAGUCAAGGCAGCAAAUACUGACUCAACAUCGUCGUACACCACGCUAUCCAUUGGGCACUGCCUGUGGUCAAGAUGUACUAUGUUCUCUACCUUGCAAGUCUCUGCCGACGCCGUCACUGGCCAGAGCCGCUUUAUGAAUCCUACGCCAGCGCUACCGGGUACACUUGCAUCGUCCGCGUCAACAACCGCGAGUACCAGACGGAUGUCGUUUGCACCACAGAAACCCUAGCCCGCGAAAACGCAGCCAUGCGCGCCUACCUCAUUUGUCGCAACUUCUCCGUCAAUGACGGCAAGUAUCCAGCCGGCCACGACCACGGUGGUGUUGUCCAAGGAAUCCCUGUGGCUAUUGGCAAGGGGAGACGUUCCCGUUACGCAGACGAGAGCGACAUAUCGACGAGUGAGGGGAGCAGAAGUGGAGGCAGCAGCCCUGAGAGCUAUGAGGCGGAGCGGAUGGGCCGCGAUCGACUAUUGAUUGGCCCACACUCUAGGAGCUUUGCGUUCAGUCAGCGGGCGUUGUAG
Aspergillus nidulans FGSC A4 is the source of this 634-nucleotide messenger RNA. RefSeq lists its product as uncharacterized. Bases 188 to 634 code for a protein of 148 amino acids. The record is from RefSeq and is a predicted model, not a curated record. The transcript is spliced from 2 exons. Lineage: Eukaryota; Fungi; Ascomycota; Eurotiomycetes; Eurotiales; Aspergillaceae.